UUUUCCCCGUCUCUCGCUUUCCAUUCCUUCUCGCUCUGUUUCCCUCCCGUCUCUCUAGCGGAUCGAGAUCAUUGCAACAAGACGGUGGAUCUAUAUGAAGAUGUAUCGAGUCCAGCUGUGACUUCCGCAAAUUGGGGAAAGCCAUUAUCUUGCUGGUAUCGUUUCCGAUCGUUUCGCGGGACACCGCGGGAUUGGAUCCUGCGAGUUCGUUUCAAGAAAUUCAAGGUUGGCGUAUUAGAAAAUGCUACCACCUGUUCCGGAGGUUAUUUGCAGAUCGUAGACGGAAACACGAAAACAGAAGUGAGCAAUCGGAAAGAUCCAGGGGUUUAUUGCGGCGAGUCGGAGCAACCGCAAACAUUUAUUUCCGAGACGAGUUUCGUCCGUGUGAUAUUCCACGCGGAUAACUUCACCGAUCAAACAUACUUCAGUUUCGACUCCCGCGCCGAGCAACAGUUCGAGGUAUAUUUAAGAUACGGCCAACAUCCGGAACUCUAUCCGAAUCGAAGGGGCGAGAUUGUACCCGGCAGCUAUUGCGAACGAGUGUUCAAAGAUUGCAGGCUACAAACGUGUUACGUGCAGAGCCCCGCAUACCCGGGCAUUUAUCCGCGCGCGUUACACUGCAAAUACCGGCUGAACACACGGCUGCCUUUUAUAAAGCUAUACAUCGAGAACGAAGAGUUCAAUAUCGACGGGCAAAGAUGCGAGAACAUAAUGACCUGCCCGAUGAGGCCGAUAAGCUCUGGCACGGAGCAUUGCCCGUACGACUACAUACGCGUUUACGACGGCAAAGAUGAGAACAGCCCGGCGAUCGGCACUUUCUGCGGUAUGGGAAAGUUCCCCUACAGCAUAAUCGGCACCAGCGAAGAUCUCUACGUGGAGUUUGUCUCGUCACCGGCAGGGCCUCUCUUAAACACCGGUUUCCAUUUUAACGUUGGCAACUGGCCAGGUCACGUAGAAACGGCCGGUGUUCGAAACGGUAGCUGCGACUGGCUGUUGAACAGCGAGUCUUUGCACAGCGGCAACGAAGGAAUAUUCCUGUCGGUCGCGCACUGGUAUCCACCGUAUACCAGUUGCACUUAUCUUCUGAAAGGACGACCGGGCGAAAUCGCCAGGCUCUAUUUCCCGAGUUUCCGUGUUAACCGGAUCGAGUCGCCGAUACAACCGUACGACGGCGACUGCGGCGAGAGUUUAACUCUGUACGACGCUGACUGGCCGGACGACGCGAAGAUCAUCAAAACAUUCUGCGACACGUUCAGCAAGCCGAUGGAGAAGCACGAUUUCGUUUCCAGCUCGAACGCUUUGUUCGUGAAGUUCGAGAGCAAAACGGGAAGUUACUCCGGCAGCUCGUUGUAUUAUUGGGCGCAUUACGAUUUCUUCAACGCGACGAGGUUCGGCGUGCCUGUGCCUGGAACCGAGUGCGACGAAACGUUCGCCUCGUGGAAAGAACGCUCCGGUAAAUUCCGAUCGCCUCUGAAUACUCUCGUUUACAAGCGACCGGGCGAUCCGCCGGCUGAUCUUUCUUGCACUUACACCUUCGUCACGGACAAACGGUUGUACGCACGAGUGAUUCUCGUUGUGGAGUCGGUCUCUUUCAAAGAGCAUCCGUACGCGCAGUGCGGCCAUUGUUGGGACAGUCGAGUGGAUCGAUUGAUCGUCAGAGAACCACCCGUCACCGACGUUAAUAACGAUCAGCAGCAACAUCAACCGUAUCAGCAACACCAACACCAACAGCAGCAACAGCAACCACGUCAACAGCAGAACAGCAGCAUCGGCAGGGGCCAUUGUAUCUGUCGAUCGACAGUAGUCAAUGGACCGAACAGCGAACGGCAGCCGGUGCUUCGCGUGAUCUCGCGAGGCGAGAGACUGGAGUUGAAGCUUCUGGUGGACGGCGCGCACGCCGCGGCCAGCUAUUUCAAACAAUCGGCACCGUUGUUCGAGGCAAGGUACGAGUUCGCUCACAGUCCACUGUGCGGGCCAGCGAUCCUGCCAGCGACCACCGACGGCGAAAUCGAAUUCCCUCACUACGAGGCACUCGGAUACGUAGCGCCGCCCCGAUCGAUCAAAUGCAUCUGGGAAUUACGAGUGAACCGGGACAGAGACGUUUGGUUGCACUUCGACAAGAUCAAGUUCGCCUCGAGAUCCUGCGAGGACGGGAAGCUGGAGAUCUUCUUGCCUGGCACUGCCGAACCGUUCAUCAGCAUAUGCGGCGAGAACGUUAGUUACGUGCGUGAAAUGCCCAUCAUAUCGGCGGCGCAGAUCGCCCCGAACGUUCGUACGACCGGCGACCACGAGUCCGGCCACUUCAACGCGGAUCCCGUGCAGACGCAAACGCAUUUGCAACAGCCGGUAUCACCGCCGACGCCGCAAUCAUCGCUGCCAACGGACCAACAGCAAGAGGAGUACGAGUGGCCGACUGUGAUCGUUCAGUUCACCGGCACGAUGGCCCCAGCGAGAGCCGCGUUUAAAAUCGCCUGGACGGAGUUGUAUCACUUACCACGCGACGCUUCCGGCGUUCUCAACACGCAGAAGCUCGAGGAAUAUUGCGGAUUCCAAUGUCCCGGCGAUGCCGGUUGCAUACCCGCGAGGCUCGUGUGCAACGGUGUCGUUAACUGCCCCAUGCCAGAGCCUCGGUCGAUCUUCAAGAGUACGCACAACAACGGUACCGGUUUGCUGGGAACGAUCGAAGAACCGAACGACGAGGCUAUCGAGACCUGCGGCACUGACGUUGUCGGGGAACGCGGCAACAUCGCCGGAUCUGGGAACGGUAUCGGAGGGUUGGCCAGCGUCGUUGGCUCCGCCGGAUGGGCCGGAGCUGGCCUAGGCGCUGCCCUCGCCGUUCUCCUCGGUCUCAUCUGUUUGAUCACCGUUUGCAAAAUUUGCAGGCAACGAGCCACUUCCAGGGACAUUCACGUACCCUAUUGACACCGGCGCGAACACGGACAAUUACGCGAUUGUAAGGUAAAACGCGACCGCGUACAGGCGAGUACAGACGCGCGAUUCCCUCUUCUCGUUCUCGUUUCGGUUUCCACGUUAUUAGGUUAAUAAUGCUCUCUCUCUCUCUCUCUCUC
Heterotrigona itama is the source of this 3068-nucleotide messenger RNA. The record is from the annotation of a GenBank genome assembly. Lineage: Eukaryota; Metazoa; Arthropoda; Insecta; Hymenoptera; Apidae.